Messenger RNA from Centrocercus urophasianus (Greater sage-grouse), 1374 nucleotides. RefSeq names its product adenylate cyclase activating polypeptide 1 (gene ADCYAP1). Gene Ontology annotation, molecular function: pituitary adenylate cyclase activating polypeptide activity; peptide hormone receptor binding; neuropeptide hormone activity. Lineage: Eukaryota; Metazoa; Chordata; Aves; Galliformes; Phasianidae. Gene Ontology annotation, biological process: positive regulation of ERK1 and ERK2 cascade; positive regulation of transcription by RNA polymerase II; positive regulation of protein kinase activity. The transcript is spliced from 5 exons. Gene Ontology annotation, cellular component: perikaryon; neuron projection; extracellular region. The record is from RefSeq and is a predicted model, not a curated record. The coding region runs from base 1 to 579 and encodes 192 amino acids.
AUGGCUCUUGCAACCUCGAUCUCCGGGGCGCUUUUCCUUUCCCUCCCGCACAGAGUGGCAAUGUGUAGCAAAGCGCUCCUAGCCCUUCUGGUUUAUGGCAUAAUAAUGCAUUGCAGCGUCUACUGCUCACCAGCCGUUGGACUCCAGUACCCGGCGCUCAGGCUGGAGGAGGAGGUGUACGACGAGGACGGGAACACCCUGCAGGACUUCGCCUACGAUCAGGAGCCGCUGGGGGUGGCCGGGCCGCCGUCCGCGCUGGGCGAGGUGUACGCGCUGUACUACCCGCUGGGAAAGAGGCACGCCGAUGGGAUCUUCAGCAAAGCCUACAGGAAAGUCCUGGGCCAGCUGUCCGCCAGGAAAUACCUUCACUCCCUGAUGGCCAAGCGGGUCGGCGGUGCCAGCAGCGGCCUGGGGGACGAGGCGGAACCGCUCAGCAAGCGGCACAUAGACGGCAUCUUCACGGACAGCUACAGCCGCUACCGGAAACAAAUGGCUGUCAAGAAAUACUUAGCGGCCGUCCUGGGGAAAAGGUAUAAACAAAGAGUUAAAAACAAAGGACGCCGAGUAGCGUAUUUGUAGCGAUGAGCAACCGCCGCUGCCGUGCGUAGUCCUGAGAGAGAGAGAGAGAGAGAGAGAUUGAGAGAGAGAGAGAGAGAGAGAGACCCAACCACCCAAACCCAAACAAAAGUCAUUUCCAAAGUGACGGAAAGACCGCCGCUCCCGUGUUCCCCAAACAUGUAUUUAUGUAUGAAGUAAAGCCAUUAAAUGAAUAUUUUGAUAAUAAUAUGGUUUUUCUUUUGUACGAAAGCACUAGAGAAACGCACAGAUCUACUUUGUGGACCAAUCCUUGAGUUAUAUAUGAGAUAUAAAUAUAUAUAUAUAAAUACUGCUACGAAUACUAAAGAGCGAUUCUUCAUACCAAGCUGCACCAGGACGAGAGUUCGCCUGAGCUGUUUAUGUUUUUAUAGAAAAUAAAUAGACGAAAAAAGACAAUCACCGCUUUGAACAGCGCUCCUAUUUUUGUAACGGAAACGAAAAGGGCACUGUUUUUAUUCGCCACGGGGGCGAAGACCUCAGUUUUCACCGUGUGCCGCUGUGCAUAGGGAGGGCUCAGCAGGAUGGGGUCCCCCCGGCCUCGAGAUUUCGAUCUCUCUCUCUAUUUUUCCCCCUUUUUCUUUGAUUCUGGUCCUAUCCGUAUCAGUGCCUCCUCGAGCGAUGAGCGCAGAGGAGGAUUCAGCAACAGCUCGAUGCAAAUUAUGCCUAUCGGAGGGAGAAUAGCUAAACGAGCAAACCAACAGCAACAACAACAACAAAACAACCAAAAAUCAGACCCCCAAGCCCUCCAGGCCCCCCGAUGCCGACCCGCAGCGAGGA